UUGCUGAAUAUGUAAAGUGUAAAGUCUGUGACGGAGAUGUCAAGUUUCAAACAACUUCUGAACGAGGACUUGGUUUUCAAAUAGUUGUGCUGUGUGAUAAGUGUGCCGACCGUAGCGUAAAUUCUAGUCCGUUCGUCACGCAUUCUUAUGAAAUAAAUCGACGAUUUUUAUUUGUCAUGAGAGUUCUCGGAUUAGGAUUGAAAGGUGCAGCAAAAUUUUGUGGAUUAAUGGACAUGCGAGCUUUUAUAUCACAGCCAACUUAUGAUUUGAUAAUAAAUAACAUUCACUCCAGUGUAAAAAUAGCCACUGAAAAACUUUUUGCACAGGCUUGUACCGAAGAGAAAAAUUUGACUUCCGAUAAUCAAGGUAACGAACAUUCAACAGAAUUAACUGUAUCUGGUGAUGGCACAUGGAAAAAGCGAGGGUAUACUUCCUUGUACGGUGUGACCUCUUUGAUUGGAUAUUAUUCAGGUAAAAUAAUAGAUAUAGUUGUUAAAAGUGCCUACUGUAAACUGUGUGAAACUUGGAAGAAGAAACUUGAUACAGAAGAGUAUAAUGAAUGGUACGAAGAACAUAAAAAUACUUGCACUGCAAAUCAUGCUGGUUCCUCAGGGAAAAUGGAAGUUGAUUCAGUCGUUGAAAUGUUCAAACGUUCAUUGGAAAAACUCGGAGUCAUCUAUAAAAAUUAUAUCGGAGACGGUGAUUCCAAAACGUACUCGGGAAUUUUAAAAGUUAAACCUUAUGGUGAUGAGGAAGUUGUAAAGAAAGAAUGUAUUGGACAUGUACAGAAACGAAUGGGUACGAGACUUCGAGAUUGUGUAAAAAAAAAUGUUGAGACUGUUGAGAAUGCGAAAGGAAAAAAAAUACAAAAGAAAACUCUCGGUGGAAAAGGAAAACUCACUGGAAAGAUGAUCGAUAAGUUAACAGUUUACUAUGGCUUAGCAAUACGUAGAAAUUGUGAUUCCAUUGAGAAAAUGUAUAAUGCUAUCUGGGCCACAUAUUAUCACUAUUGUUCAUCUGACCAAAAACCUCAGCACGACAACUGUCCGAGUGGACCAGACUCAUGGUGCAGCUGGCAGAGGGCUGCUGCUGCCAAUGAAGUAUCUACUUUCGAACAUGAUUAUGAGCCACUACCUGAUGAUGUUGCUGAAGCUAUACGUCCGAUUUUUAUAGACCUCAGCAAUAAAAGUUUAUUGGAAAGAUGUGUCGGUGGUUUUAACCAAAACAACAACGAGAGUUAUAAUCAACUGAUUUGGAAAAUCUCUCCCAAAAUUGUUCCGGCAGGCUCGAAAACUGUAGAAACCGCUGCAUACAUAGCUGCUGGCGUCUUUAAUGAAGGAAUGGCUUCAUUAUUAUAUUAUAUGAAUGCAAUAGGAAUUACACUUGGACCCAACGCACAUUUAUAUGCCGAAAAAGAAGAUGAGCAGCGCGUGAACAUCUCCGACCGCAGAGCGCGCGAUAGCACCCGAGAUGGAAGAAUGGCUCGCAGACAACAUCAGCUCGAGUUAUUGGAAGCUAAUGAAUCAGCAGAAGGUCUCUUAUAUGGGCCUGGAAUAGAUGACACCAUAUGAUCCAGUUCAGAGAUAGAGUGGUCACCGCAAGACGUCUUUUUUUAGAGGACCUCCUGGAGAUCGGCUGUAGCUCUUCUCCAGAGAAAUAUUUUUACUAAUAAUAAGCACUAAAAUGUUGUUGAAUAAUACCAUAAUAAGUAUGUAAACUUUUGGAAUCAAUAAAUUUUAACGGCUUCUCAAAAAAAAUUCCUAAAAAUUCGCUUUUUUUCGACCCAUUAACUGUAUAUAACC
This is a messenger RNA of Galleria mellonella (greater wax moth), 1802 nucleotides long. RefSeq lists its product as uncharacterized. The record is from RefSeq and is a predicted model, not a curated record. The transcript is spliced from 2 exons. The coding region runs from base 177 to 1571 and encodes 464 amino acids. NCBI's taxonomy places the organism in Eukaryota, Metazoa, Arthropoda, Insecta, Lepidoptera, Pyralidae.